Messenger RNA from Penicillium digitatum Pd1, 1524 nucleotides. NCBI's taxonomy places the organism in Eukaryota, Fungi, Ascomycota, Eurotiomycetes, Eurotiales, Aspergillaceae. The record is from RefSeq and is a predicted model, not a curated record.
AUGUUAGACCAUGUAGAUGCCGAGAAAAAUGUGCAGAAGAUCAUAUCGGCAACAGAGCACGAAGUGGCUCCUUCCUAUGAGUUACAGCACUCCCAUGACUCUGAAGACCAUGAGCCCAUCCAAGAACGCUAUGGAAACCCUUCGUACUCUAGAUUCCACCGAGUGGCGUCCAAAACGGUUAUUUCAUUCGGGCCCAAUGACCCAGAAAACCCCGUCAACUGGAGAACGGGGAAGAAGUCCCUUGUUAUCGCAGCUGGUAUCUUGCAGGUCAUGAACAGUACUAUCGGCUCGUCAAUUUGUAGUAACGCCAUCCCCCAAAUUGCAGCAGAAUUCAACAUCACCAACGAAACAGUCCUCGUUUUGCCCAUCUCCAUCUUUCUCAUCGGCUAUAUUGUAGGACCAUUAUUAUGGGGUCCUAGCUCUGAGUAUUUUGGUCGGAAGGCCCCUUUGCUCAUCUCAUUCGUUUUAUUCAUGAUAUUCACGAUGGCGUGCGCUGUGGCAGAUUCUUAUGCAUCUCUGCUUGUCUUCCGAUUAUUGAAUGGCAUGGUCGCGUCGGCGCCUAUCGCUAUUGUCGGUGCAUCGUUUGCCGAUAUACAUAACGACCCCACGUUGCGAGGUCGCCUGAUUGCUUAUUUCAUGGCCUGUACAGUCUUCGGACCAACUAUCGGACCUUUGCUAUCUGGCUUCGUGGCAGCUGUAGGCUGGCGUUGGUGUUUUUGGAUUGGUCUGAUUUUUUCCGGCGCUACUUUGCCACUGAUUAUCUUCAUGCCUGAAACUUAUGCCCCGGUCAUUCUGGAGCGUCGUGCACAGAAGCUACGCAAAGAGACUGGCAAUUUAAGCAUCAUAUCGCCGUUGGAGAUUCAGAUCCGCAAUGUGCGAGAAAUGCUUGUUAGCACAAUCUCACGACCCUUGCGCAUGGUUAUUCAUGAGCAUAUCGUUUCUCUAAGUUCUUUGUAUCUUGCUUUGGCAUAUGCAAUCUUCUACCUCUACUUUGAGGCAUAUCCAAUCAUCUUCCAAGUCGGCAUUGGUGCUGUCCUUGCCUUUUUGAUCUUCAUAUGGUACGAUGGCUUCUUAGCCCGAGCAAAGGCCCGCAACGCCAGCUGGACCUCCAUCGAGGAAUACCGCAGACUCCCCCUCGCCUGCAUCGGCGGACCCCUAUAUGUGAUCUCCCUCUUCUGGAUAGGCUGGACAGCCUCGCCUAACAUCCACUGGGUUGUGCCCUUCCUCUCCGGCAUCCCGUUUGGAAUGGGCUUCCUGUUGAUCUUCAUGGCUAUGCUCAACUACCUGACCGAUGCCUACAAGACCCUCUCCGCUAGCGCACAAUCCGCCGCAAGUUGUACACGAAGCAUUCUAGGUGCUGUGCUCCCGCUCGCUGCUAAGCCGAUGUUCGACCGGCUCGGCGUGCCUUGGGCUUGUAGUUUGAUUGCAUUCCUCAGUCUGGGCGUUUCAUUAAUCCCGUUCGCUUUCAUUCGCUAUGGCGACCGCAUCAGAACAAACAGCAAGUUCUGUCAGGAGCUCAAGUAA